UGCUUUUAUAGACCUAAAACUGCUGCAGGUCCUUGAUCUGAGCUAUAACAUGCUGGUCACCAUUCCUGUUCCUGCCUACCAGUCCCUUCGAAACACCUUGGUCGAUGUCUCCUUCAACAGAUGGAAGUGUGACUGCAACUUGCAGGCCUUGAGAAGAUGGAUUAGUUUUGAUACUGAAAUGGGUGAUACUUCCUGGCAAGUGGUAUGUGCCUCUCCACCACAUCAUGGUGGAAAAGAUCUGCUUCACCUGAAGGAUUCGGAGCUUACUUGUCCAACAAAUGAAUACAGCACAUCUGGCCGCUAUCAUAACAUGAUUGUGGAUGAGGGGAUGCAAAUAUCAAUUCCUUGCAGCAAUGACAGUCAAGAUAUCAUGCAAGUUCAUUGGUGGACUCCACAUGGACAAGUCACAGAUAAUCAACCAAAACUUCUAAUUAAGGACAUCACAGAGCAGCAUGCAGGACUUUAUAUAUGCAUUUCAGGUCUUCAAGGGGAGCACAUAUCAGUAUUUGAUCUACAUGUCUAUAAAAAAGGCAGUGGCUCAAGACCACGUAGGGAAGCAGCAACCAUGUUGGAUAAGCAAGAAAAUAUGAACACACCAAGGAAUGACCCUGUUGUACGGGAAAGGAGCCAGUCAGAAUUCAUCCUUGCUGUCUGCCUCUCUGUCAUCAUUACAUUUAUUGUAGCCUUUAUCCUUGGUGUUCUUUUGAGACCACUCUUAGACAAAUUAUGGAGGAGAAUACAAUCCAAGAGACGAUCUACACCACCACCACCAACAGCCUCAUCCACUGGACCCCAGCCACAUGUGAAUGAAGGGUACUGUGAUGUAGAAGACCAAGAACGAGAAGUGAGAGUGGGUUCAACAGUUUCAUUUGGUGAAAUCACAGAAGUGGAAGAUCAAGUGCCUUACUACGUUACUGUAGAGAAUGAUCAAGCAGAUGGCUCCUCUGAGAGCAACACAGAAGGUGAGGGACUUUAUGAGAAUAUUGAAAGAAAGAAAUACUCAAUAGCUGGUGGGAAACAGCAGUCGCUAGAGAUGGAGGAUCACAGAGGAAGAGCAGACAGCAGUAGUAGCAGCUCACUACAGGAAGGGGAAGUGAAUGCUUUAGUUAAAAAUGGUGAGAAAUUGCCACCCUGCUCAAACGAAGACAUGGCAAAAUCCAUGGAAUUUGAGCCAAUUCCAGAUGCAAUUGAUAUCACCCAGUUAAAGAGAAGGGGCAGUUCUUCAACAUCAUCUCAGUCAAGUCAGGAAGGUAGCUUCUCAAGACAAACUGAAGAAAGUGUUGGCCCUCCUGCUGUCACUAUACAGGCAAACAAAAACACAAUGGAUAGAAUUCCAGGAUUUAGUACAGAGCCGUUUUCAGAAUGGUCAACCAGACUGACAGAACAGAAUGUUAAUAAUUUGGACCCAGAGUUGUGGAAUAACAGUGGAGAAAGCUUUUCUUUCACUGAUGGCUCUGAAAGGUCAAGUAUCCGGGAUAUCUCCAGCUCUGCUUUAGGACACCCACUGAAGGAUGAUGAGACAUGGAGGCAAAACAAAGUAGAAUCACCUUCAGACAAAAUAAACCUUGAUUCUGAGGUUCUUGUUUUUGACAAACCUUUUGGUAAAGAACUUCCUGUUGAUAAUGAGCUCUCUGACAUAGAAAGCUCCUCUAAUUCAAGUGAAAGUGGUGAAAGUGUAGGUGGACCAAACAAUUAUGUUGUAAACCCAGAGUUAAUGGAUGAAUCAGACAAAGGGAACUAUGCAAACCUGGUCACUUUAAAUAGAUUUGGCACUCUUGAAAAUGUCACUUUAAAUGAAAGAAUGCCUAGUGCUGACAUUCUUAUAAGACAAGAGACUGUCACUCUGGAGCCUUCAGACAUACAUUUGACAUUUCCUCAUGGAGAGAGUGUUGAUGAGAGUAUGCAUAUUUAUGACUCCCUGAGAAAGAGUGAAGAUGUGAACAUAUCAGACAAAUUUGGGAUAUGUGUAGAUGUGGAUCUUGAUACAGUAGCAAAGGUUAAAAGAUAUGUUGAAUUUAAACAGUUCGAACCUCAUUCUGGACCUCAAACUCUGCCAUCAUUUUCUCUUUCCUCAACAAAAAACAACAACACCUUAUCAGAUAUGGAGGUGAAAUCUGAAGCUAACACUGAUGCAUUCUCUGAACACAACAGAUCCUUAACACAAAUAGAGGUAUCUCCUGAUAGAAUUCAAAAAGUGGAGAGAUACAUUCACUUCAAACACCCUGAACCUCAUUCCCCAACUCUGCCAUCAUCACCCUCCUUCACCAAAAAAGAUAAGCUAGAAGCAAAAAGUUAUAGCUCAUCUUCAGAUGAUGAUGCUCAGUGGACAACUAAACAUGCCAAUUUAGAAGUAUCUUCUUAUGGAGUUUCAAAAGUAAAAAGAUACAUUUCAUUUGAACAGCUUGAAUCUUCUUCCCCAACUCUGUCAGUAUCAAGACCUUCAACUAGUGCGACCACAACUGAGGAAGCAAUAAAACCUUUGCAGCCAAGCACCACACCUAAAGAUUCAAGUCAAAAUGUGAAGAAACAUGUGUAUUUUAAGCAGCAUAAACACCAUUCCUCAUCUCUGCCAUCCUCCCCUACCUCUACCAGGAAAGGUUUUUCAGGGAAAAAGACUAAACGCAAAAAACAACAUGAUCAAUCAUACUAUGGAAGUCAUGAUAGCCUGCCACUAUACCAUGUCCAUCCUGUCUAUAGGUCAAGUAUCAACAGACUGAAUAGAAUAAUAAUACACCAAUACACAAUGAACAAGAAAAUAAAAAUAUACAAUUACCGAGUACCCAUCAAAAUUAGAGAUUACAAUAGCACCUGGGAUAAACAGAGGAUCCAUCAAACCAGAUAAAA
This is a messenger RNA of Cyprinus carpio (common carp), 2844 nucleotides long. RefSeq lists its product as uncharacterized. NCBI's taxonomy places the organism in Eukaryota, Metazoa, Chordata, Actinopteri, Cypriniformes, Cyprinidae. Gene Ontology annotation, molecular function: protein binding. The record is from RefSeq and is a predicted model, not a curated record. Gene Ontology annotation, cellular component: plasma membrane. The coding region runs from base 50 to 2842 and encodes 930 amino acids. The transcript is spliced from 3 exons.